Messenger RNA from Penicillium malachiteum, 1500 nucleotides. RefSeq names its product L-lactate dehydrogenase (cytochrome). Lineage: Eukaryota; Fungi; Ascomycota; Eurotiomycetes; Eurotiales; Aspergillaceae. The transcript has 3 exons. Gene Ontology annotation, molecular function: L-lactate dehydrogenase (cytochrome) activity; heme binding. The record is from RefSeq and is a predicted model, not a curated record. The coding region runs from base 1 to 1500 and encodes 499 amino acids. Gene Ontology annotation, biological process: lactate metabolic process.
AUGUCUCAAAAUAAAUUGACCGGCGCCAAAGUCGCCGAGCACAACUCCAAGGACUCAUGCUGGGUCAUCGUACACGGCAAGGCCUACGACGUCACUGAAUUCCUUCCCGAACAUCCCGGUGGCCAAAAAAUUAUCCUCAAGUAUGCUGGCAAAGAUGCGACCGAGGAAUUCGAUCCUAUUCAUCCGCCUGACACCUUGGACAAGUUCCUCGAUCAGUCUAAGCACCUCGGUGAGGUGGAUAUGAGCACUGUCGAGCAAAAGGAGAAAGUCUUUGACCCGGAGGAGGCCGAUCGCCAAGAGCGCAUCAAGCUGAUGCCACCGCUGGCAGCAUGCUACAACCUCAUGGACUUUGAGGCGGUCGCACGCCAAGUGAUGAAGAAGACAGCAUGGGCAUACUACUCCAGCGGUGCCGAUGAUGAAAUCACUAUGCGUGAAAACCACGCAGCCUUCCACAAAAUCUGGUUCCGUCCUCGCGUUCUCGUCGACGUCGAACAUGUCGACAUGUCUACCACCAUGCUAGGCAGCAAAACCUCCAUCCCAUUCUACGUGACAGCUACCGCACUCGGUAAACUCGGACACCCAGAAGGCGAAGUCGUUCUGACCCGCGCCGCCAAGCAACACGAUGUAAUCCAAAUGAUCCCUACACUAGCCUCAUGCUCCUUCGACGAGAUCAUCGACGCCAAGCAGGGUGACCAGGUGCAGUGGCUGCAAUUAUACGUGAACAAGGACCGUGCUAUUACGAAGAAGAUUGUCGAGCAUGCCGAGAAGCGCGGAUGCAAGGGAUUAUUCAUUACCGUCGAUGCCCCGCAGCUUGGUCGUCGUGAGAAGGAUAUGCGAUCCAAGUUCUCGGAUGCGGGCUCGGAUGUUCAAUCUGGUGAUAGUAAUGUGGAUCGAUCGCAGGGUGCGGCACGCGCUAUCUCUAGCUUUAUUGAUCCUGCGCUAUCUUGGAAGGAUAUUCCUUGGUUCCGGUCAAUCACGAAGAUGCCUAUUGUGUUGAAGGGUGUGCAAUGUGUUGAGGAUGUGCUUCGUGCUGUGGAAGCCGGUGUUGAGGGUGUGGUUUUGUCUAACCAUGGUGGACGCCAGCUUGAGACUGCGCGGUCGGGAAUUGAGGUCUUGGCAGAGGUGAUGCCUGCGCUCCGGGAACGAGGCUGGGAGAAGCGCAUUGAGGUUUACGUUGAUGGAGGUGUGCGUCGUGCCACUGAUAUCCUGAAAGCCUUGUGUCUCGGUGCCAAGGGUGUGGGUAUUGGUCGGCCCUUCCUGUAUGCCAUGUCUUCGUAUGGACAGGAUGGUGUGGACCGAGCGAUGCAAUUGCUGAAGGAUGAGAUGGAGAUGAAUAUGCGGUUGAUUGGUGCAAACCGUAUUGAGGACUUGAGCCCGAGCUACUUGGAUACUCGUAGCUUGUUGAGCGGACACUAUGGUGUGAUUCCUUCGGAUACUCUGGGCUUGCGAGCUUAUGACCCGCUUGAGGCUCCGCGAUUCAAUGAGAAGUCCAAGCUGUAA